This is a messenger RNA of Pungitius pungitius (ninespine stickleback), 651 nucleotides long. It is a transcript of the gene tmem216, whose product is annotated as transmembrane protein 216. Gene Ontology annotation, biological process: non-motile cilium assembly. The transcript has 6 exons. The record is from RefSeq and is a predicted model, not a curated record. The coding region runs from base 39 to 518 and encodes 159 amino acids. Lineage: Eukaryota; Metazoa; Chordata; Actinopteri; Perciformes; Gasterosteidae. Gene Ontology annotation, cellular component: ciliary transition zone.
AAGCACUUCCGCCCAAGCUGUUUCCAUGGCAAUCAGACAUGGCGCCUGGGAGCCAACCAAUCCUUUCGUCCACUCCCCUGCAGGUCCUCUUCUACCUGAACUGCUGGUACUUUGCUGCCUUCUACCUGGCGGAGGUCCUGAUGUUCAUUUACAAAGGAAUCUUACUUCCCUAUCCGUCGGAUAACCUGGUUCUGGAUGUGGUUCUGCUGGGGCUCUUCCUCGGCUUAGAGACGCUCAGGAUCUUCUACGGGUGGAAGGGGAACCUGUGCGAGCGCUCCAUGGCCUCGUGCACGGCGCUCCUGGUCCUGCUGCCCUGCGCCGCGCUGGCCGUCUACUUCCUGCUGCUGCAGACCUUCGUCCUGCGGCUGGAGUUCAUCCUCAGCGCCGUGCUGCUCUGCUUCUACGGCCUGGAGCUGCUGCUCGGACUGCUCUCCAUAUCCACCUUCUCCAGUUUUCAUUUUCUCCUUGAAGGUCCAAAGUGUACUGAAGCACGAAGGAGUCAAACUUUCUUCAGAUAACACUUUGUAAAUGAAAUGUAUAGUUUACCGUUAAAAUGUAAAUUGGUUGCUUUUAUACAAACUGUUUGUACUAAUAAUUGAUCACACCACAUUCUUUACAAAUUGCUGUGAUAAUAAAGUUAUGUAAAUAAGA